AUGAAAUGCUAUAAUGCAGAAUCUGAACUUCAAACAACAAUUAACUCAAAAUAAUAUCCAUCAGAAGUUAAUAGUCCAUAAACUGAAACCUAACCAAUUCAAAAGGAAAGGAGAAAAUGGAAUAGUGAUGAAAUGACUAAAUAUUGUCCGAUUGAUAUUCCAAAUGCAUUCUAAUAUGAUAAAGUUAAUGGAUAGAAGUUUCAAUUAUUUUUAGAUGGAAAGUACUCUGCUAAUAAGUUAGUAAAAGAUAUGAAUGUAGUGAUAAAGAGGAAAAGAUUAACUUAAUUAGAGUAAGAAUUCCAUAAACAAAAGGAAUAAUAAUAAUUAAGAAAGGAAUUAGUGGAAAGAAGAUUCACAAAGGUAAGAACAUUGAUUAACUCAAACAUUAAAUUAAGAGAAGUAAAUAGUUUUAUAUAUCUUUAAUUUAGUCUUUAAAACUAGAAUCUAACUUGAAAGGAAGCAGAAUGUUCUCUUAAUUAAAUAAUCAUAUAGUUGAUCAUAUAGCUAAAAUUAAAUCAAAGGAUUUGUUGACUGAUCGAAUCGAUGGAGUCAGAUAAUAUGAACCAACCAAACUUUAUGAUUAUAGUAAAUCUGGAAUUAAGUUAAAAUUUAACAAGAACUAAAAACUCAUCAAAUCUUAGACUUAAUACUGUUUGAAGUAAGCAGCCACCUUAGAAGUCUAAGAUCACAUUGAACAAUACUUUAAAUAAUAACAUGAAGCUUUAUAAUAAAUGGAAUUAAAAUAAAAACGAAAGGCUAAACUUAAAAUAAUUUCAGAUAGAAAACAUCGUAAAUAUUUUACAGAAUUUGAUAUUAAUUUAUAAAAUAAGAAAGCUCCUCCUUCUAUUAAAGAUGUACAACUAUUUAAAUACAUUCAUGGUUAGAUGUUGAUAGAAAAAUUUUAAUAAAAACAAGAAGACUAAAAAGAAUAUUUUGGAAACAUUAUGAGAAGCAGAAAAAGUUAUCAUAUACUUUCAAACUUUGAUAAGCCUUCAGAAUUAUAUGCUUUUGAUGAUUGUGAUUAAUCUUUCGAAUCUAUGAAAGAAAUGAAGCUUUCUAAUCUUUAUGCUCAAAGCAUUGAAUUACAAUAGAAAUUAUUGACAGAAAGAAGAAUAGUUAAUUAAGUCCAAUAAUCUAAGUAAAUAGAUCAAACUACAAAUUUGAUUUAGAUUGUUAACAAAUAAAAACUAAAAUGA
Paramecium pentaurelia is the source of this 1196-nucleotide messenger RNA. Lineage: Eukaryota; Ciliophora; Oligohymenophorea; Peniculida; Parameciidae. The record is from the annotation of a GenBank genome assembly.